AGCAGCUCGACGGUUGUGGUAAGUGGCUUCACUUUCCACCCAUCGCGCACCGGUCGCUCGUUUUGUACCGUCGUUGUCAUCGUCGAAUGUCGAUAAGGCGGAGCGUGAUGCAGCGGAAAGUGAUAGCGCGCUACGGGAGGCGGUGGUGCUGAUGUUGCCGGUCGCUUACUCGCGUCAUCUAAACUCAUCUUGCAUUAUUCAUUAGGCGGCGCGCGCUGUACUUUUUGACUGUUGUCGUCCUUUCUCCUUUUCUGUUGUUUGGCUUUUUAACGGGCUCCCCCUUCCCGUACCGCUCAAAAGCCGCGCGCUCUAAAUAUUGAAACCGCGUCGGUUGCCGGCCCAUGUUAACCGGGGUUCUCCGUCAAGCAGCCAAAACAUCCAACGUCCAUUUAUCUCACGCUCCCUACGUUUUUUGCUCACUUCCUCUCGCCAACCGUUACUUCGUCGAAUCCUGUCUCCUGUAUUGCCGCUGCAGUGCUCUACAGCUCUCGGCACGUCGACAUGAACCCGUUCGCCGAGCUGUUUCACCGGAUCGCCCUGCUCGUCCUCACGCCCAAAUGCUACCAAGUGUUCUUCUACGAUUUGGAUUUCUUCAACGGUACUUGUAUAAGGUCUGCUCUCAGUAAAGGUCUUGGAUUUGGAAUAGUCGGCGGAUCUCUUUUAGUCAAACUUCCACAAGUUAUCAAAGUAUGGCAAAGCAAAAGUGCUGUUGGAAUUAGUUUAGUAAAUGUUUGCAUGGAUCUAUUUGCUGUCACAUCAAAUGUUGUAUAUAGCUAUUCUAGUCAAUUUCCAUUCAGCUCAUGGGGUGAUUCAUUAUUCAUACUAUUCCAAACAUUACUAAUUGUAAUAUUGGUUUUCUACUAUAACAUAUCUAAGAGGGCAGCUAGUGCUUUCGCAUUUAUUUAUUGUUCAUUAUUGUUCCUUCUCGUAUCUGAUAUUGUUCCAAAUUCUUUUCUCUGGAAUGCACAGUUUAUCAGUAUACCUUUAAUGUUUUAUGGCAAGAUGACUCAAGGCUAUGUAAAUUUCCAAAAUAAAAGCACAGGGCAAUUGUCAAUGGCUACUUCUAUUCUUUUAUUUUUAGGAUCAUCCGUACGAGUAUUCACAUCCGUGCAAGAAACUGGAGAUAAUCUUUUAAUUUGGAGUUUUGCUCUUGCAUCUAUUGCUAACUUUAUAAUUGUUACUCAAUUUUAUUGCUAUAAAUCAGGGUCACCUGUUAAGACUAAAAAAAAAACAAAAAAGAAUAAAAGAGCAUAAAUAACAUAACCAGCGUGCCAUGUAUAUCUACAAUCAUAUGUUUUCAAAAUUAAAGUAGUGUUAUGGUAGAAAUAUAAUAACCUGUCUUUAAAGUAAAUCUUCUAAUCAAUAAAUUAAGUGAUAUGCUUAUACAUAUAUUCCUUCUAAAAAUAUUUAGAUAUUAAGUUUUGAUUGUAAAAUUCCAUUCAGUAAAUUUUGAUAAGAAUUCAUUUUACAUUGAAAAUUAAUAAUUAUUCAUUUUUGUUUGUAUUUGGUAUGGAAGUAUUUGUAAAUUUUUAAUUCGUUUCUUUUAACCAAGUGUAAAGUUUUAAUUUAUUCAAAUUAAAUUUGAUUCAUUCAGAUAACUGAUUGAAAAUAAGAUUUUCAUGUGUUCAAAUUAAUUUGAUUUAAAGUUUUUGUGAGUGUAAUUAUUUCAUUUUAAUGUAUAGAGUAUGAAUAGUUUUCUUAAUAUUAUUUCCUAUAAUGAGUAUUAAGAGUCGAGGGGAAGGGUUUCUUUAUGCUAUAUGUUUUAGAUGGAGAAUUAAUUUUGUUUAAUAUUUUAACCUAUAUCACUAUAAUAUUUAUUAUACAAUUUUUAAUAAGUUUUCUAUAAAAAAAUUAUUUCCUUUUAUCUAUCAGAAAAAUAAAACAUGAUUAUAUCAUCAAAUUUUUAUUAGAACAUUAAAUAAUUUUAAAUUCAUGAGGUUAAAAUAAUAUUUUGCAAUGGAUUUUUAUCAAUUAUACAAAUAAAAGAAUCAUUGAACAUAUUAUACAUUUAUUGAAAAUACAUAUUAUAAAAAGGUAUAUUGAAAUUCCAAACUUUUAACAAAUCAUUUUUUAAAUCUAGAUAUAAUUGCUGAGUUAAAAAUGUAGCCACGACAUUUUAAUAAAGUUAUUGCUGAAAAACCAAAGCAAAACAAUUUAAACAUUAUAUUAUUACCCAAAGACUGGUAAACAUAGGAUAAUCUUUGAUUUUGAUUUAUAUGUAGUGUGAUGUAUGUAAAUUAUAGUUUUAAAAAUAUUUGUAAUGUUUAUAAAAUAUGAAUUAGAUAUAAAUUAGUCAUUAUUAUUCAAUACAUUAGGUAUUGUUCAUAAUAAUAAAAAUAAUAAUCAUUUUUCUCAAUCAAGUAUGUAAUUUUAAUUAUUGUAUUAUGUAUUUAUAAUCAACUGAAAAAAUGUAUAUGUAUAAAUUAUAGAAUACUUCUUUUCUAAUUAAUUAUGUGGUUUAUGUGUUAAUGGUAGACUCGUUCAAAGUUAUAAUUUUUUGUGUUAUAUAUGAGACAUUAUUAAUAGUGAAGACUGGAGUAUUAAGACUUAACAAAUGUAUCAAGAUUUAUAAUUAAUAGAUCAAAUCAUUCUCAAUAUUGUGAGAGACUACUUAAUAUCAGAAUAACAUAUAUGCUUGCAUUUUAUAAAUGUUUAUUAUAACUGUAUUAUAUAAUAUCUAAGAAAUGUGUA
Acyrthosiphon pisum (pea aphid) is the source of this 2691-nucleotide messenger RNA. RefSeq names its product mannose-P-dolichol utilization defect 1 protein homolog. Lineage: Eukaryota; Metazoa; Arthropoda; Insecta; Hemiptera; Aphididae. The record is from RefSeq and is a predicted model, not a curated record. The transcript is spliced from 5 exons. Bases 502 to 1254 code for a protein of 250 amino acids. Gene Ontology annotation, biological process: oligosaccharide biosynthetic process.